This is a messenger RNA of Linum trigynum, 3169 nucleotides long. The record is from the annotation of a GenBank genome assembly. Lineage: Eukaryota; Viridiplantae; Streptophyta; Magnoliopsida; Malpighiales; Linaceae.
AACAACCCUUAGAAUAAAUAACACAAGUGAUAUAAUUUCCCAUUUUUAAUUUCAAACCAUUUCAAUAGACUAGGAAAAUGAAAAUGAAUUUUAUUGACUUGUUGAGUAAUAGUCUAAUCGAGUCUUUGCCGUAAGUAGACUGUUUCUUUCCUAUCCAAUUAUUCCCCCGUCUAACACUCCUUAUUUUGACUUGGAAAGUUUUGUAAAGUAUUCCCUGUUAAGGCUGUAACAUUCUCAUUGUGCAUUAUUCAUGGAGGAAAACAAUAUGCUGCUUGUUUGGGUGACAUUAAACAUGAACCAUAUUGGCGGAUUCUCCAUUUCCUUGAUUAUAAUGGAGCUCCAAACCAUUUUUGUGCUCCUUCCGCUCAUCAUCUUUCUUCCUUUCUGUUGUUCUUCAUCUACAGACACCAUAAGAUUCAACGAAUCUCUUGCUGACGGCCAAGUACUAAUUUCCAGCGGAAAGAAGUACACUCUGGGUUUCUUCAGCCCCGGGAAAUCAACCAACCGUUAUGUCGGAAUUUGGUUCACCAAACUUCCCACACAAGAAGUGGUUUGGGUCGCCAACCGAGACGAUCCGAUCAACGAUACUUCCGGAUCGCUCUCAAUCGACCCCCGAGGGGGCGGCUUGGUUUUGAAUCAAAGAAUCAACGGUACUGCUGCUACUCUGUGGUCUACAAAUGUUUCGACCGGAGCGAAUCCGGUCGUGGCUCGACUGUUAGAUGAGGGAAAUUUCGUUCUGCUUCGACAGGAGGCAGAUCAUGAGACGGUUCUAUGGCAGAGCUUUGCUCAUCCAACGGACACGUACUUACCCUACAUGCCGCGGAAACCAGGACCGGACUACGCGAUCCGGUCCUGGAAGUCCCCUGACGAUCCUGCGACAGGGGACUGGUCCUACGUCCUGGACCCAAACGGGGUGCCUCAGUUGAUACUGUACGAAGGCCGAACCAAACGGUGGAGGAGCGGACCGUGGAAUGGAGUCGCCUGGUCCGGGAUCCCCGACAUAGCUCGAGUCUCCUUCUUCAACUCGAGCGUGGUGAUCGACAAAAACGACGUCACUUUCACCUGGGGACUUCGGGAUCCUGCCGUCGUAGCCAGGGUCCACCUGCAUCCGUCAGGGACCCUGAGCCGCGACUUGUGGCAGGACAAGGAGGGCCGUUGGGACGAGGUGUUUCGAUAUCCAACGGAGACUUGUGACGUCUAUGGGAAGUGCGGGCCGAACGGGAACUGUGACCCUUUCAAAGUUGUAGGAGACUUCCCCUGCAUCUGUCUGCCUGGUUUCGAGCCCAGGUCUCUGAGCGACUGGUUCCUGAGAGAUGCCUUAGGAGGGUGCGUCAGGAAGCGAGCGACGAGGAAUCUGGGUUGUGGAAGUGGCGACGGGUUUGUGAAAUUGGAAAAUGCUAAAGUUCCUGACACGAGGACCGCUACAGCGGAUGCAGAUAUGAAUCUGAGCAGGUGUGCACAGGAGUGUCUGAAGAACUGUUCCUGUACGGCUUACGCAAGCUCUAAUUUGACGAGUGGGAUUGGCUGCAUUCGAUUGUACGGGGAUUUGGUGGAUACGAGAGUGCUUAUCGGUGUUGGACAGGACUUGCAUGUGCGAGUGGACGCAAUUGAAUUGGCGGAAUACAGGAAACAGUUGAAAGGGCAAAAGGAAAAUAUGAAGGUUUUAGCGAUUGUAUUGGCUUCUGUUGGUGGUGCGGGCAUCAUAUUGGGGGCUUCAACCAUGUAUUAUUGCCUCCUGAAAUGGAAAAGAAAAGGAAGUAGUGGAGAUACCAAUCAUAUGAUUUCGAGAACAAAGUCCGAGUCUCGAAAGGAAAACUUAUACGAAGAUAAAGAUUCAUCGGUACCUACUUUUGAUGUACUAGACAUAUUUGCUGCCACCGAGAAUUUUUCUCCUGCCAAUAAACUUGGACAAGGUGGCUUCGGUUCUGUUUACAAGGGUACACUAUCCAGUGGGCAAGAAAUAGCAGUGAAAAGAUUGAUAUUUGGUUGUUGCAUUCACGGAGAGGACAAGAUGUUGGUAUAUGAGUACUUGCCAAACAGAAGCCUCGACUUCUUCAUUUUUGAUAAAAUGAAAGGGGUGAUAUUGGACUGGAUGAGACGAUUUGAAAUCAUCAUAGGGAUCGCUCGAGGUUUAUUGUAUCUGCAUCAAGAUUCAAGACUGAAAAUCAUCCACAGAGAUUUAAAAGCAAGCAAUGUUCUGCUGGAUGCUACAAUGAACCCAAAAAUUUCAGAUUUUGGAAUGGCUAGAUUAUUCGGAGAUGAUCAAAUAGAGGCCAAUACAGAAAGAGUUGUUGGAACCUAUGGGUACAUGUCUCCAGAGUAUGCAAUGGAAGGUCUUUAUUCGACAAAAUCGGAUGUUUUUAGCUUUGGAGUAUUGACACUUGAGAUUGUAAGCAGCACGAAAAGCAACCAGUGUUACCAAGCAAGACCGUCCUCUAGCUUGAUUGGUCAUGUGUGGGACUUGUGGAGUGAAGGAAGAUCGCUGGACAUGGUGGAUUCAUCGACAAUGGGAGAAUCAUUUUCCACGGAUCAAGUCAUGAGGUGCGUUCAGAUUGGACUCUUGUGCGUCCAAGAAUCCCCAAUCGAUCGACCGACUAUGCUAGAUGUUGUUUUCAUGUUGGGAAAUGCAAACACUCUUCCAUCUCCCAAGAAGCCCGCAUUCAUACUCAACAAAAAAUAUGAUGACGCAUAUCCAGCAACGACCACUGCCACCGGAUCAUCUGGAGUUCCUUCCAUUAACCACUUAACAACAACCACUUUGGUAGCUAGAUGAUAUAUAGAUGACAACCACAUAUAAAAAGUAGUGCUUCACACUUGAGCUUAGUAAUUUUUGUGUAGUUACUAAAAAUAAACAACUAUGUUGUUCUGCAUCUUAAACUCUACUUUGUUCACCAUCAAACUAUGGGAAAAGUAUAUUUGGUGCCAAAAUGAACUAACCUGCAUUGGGCCAACAAUGGAUAAACGACCAGAGCCCAUUCGGCAUGUGUUGCGGAGGCCCGGUAUUGAUGCUUACCUUGUUGGAUUUGCAGCGGAUUCAUGUCACCAGAAUAUGCAAUGGAGGGUCUAUACAAAGUUUGUUAACCUGAUUUAGCCUGUUGGCUUGGUCGAGCAAGUGAGUUGAGAAUUAAUGGUCCGAUCGCUUUAAUCCGAAUACACAUAUGAAAACAUC